Brassica rapa (field mustard) is the source of this 2219-nucleotide messenger RNA. RefSeq names its product probable polygalacturonase At1g80170. The record is from RefSeq and is a predicted model, not a curated record. Gene Ontology annotation, molecular function: polygalacturonase activity. NCBI's taxonomy places the organism in Eukaryota, Viridiplantae, Streptophyta, Magnoliopsida, Brassicales, Brassicaceae. Gene Ontology annotation, biological process: carbohydrate metabolic process.
GGUGAUUUGCUCUGGUUUGGAUGUGUUCUGCAAUUCUUUGCGGCUUGUUGAUGUUGUUUCAAGUCUUCAUGAUAAAUGAGAGUGAACCCGAUUGCAAAAACUGCAGAAUCAUUUUUGUACAUAUCUGAAAUGGGUUCUUUUACUUGAAGCCACAACACAUGGUGAACAUACUCUACAAGGACAAGACAGAAGAAGAACAUUCUUUUUUUUUUGUUUGCCAGGUUGGUGCAACAAACUCAUUGACCUCUUUCUAUAUCUGUCUCAUACAGAAGAAGUCUACUUUUUGGUUCGUCAGAAUCACAUAAUGUCCAAAGAUCUUUAAAUAGCAUCUUGAGGUUAAAAAGUUGAGAUAUAUUCAGGGCUUCCUUUUCUCGUUUUGUUUUCAGAUCACAUGGGACCAACAUGUAUCAAGAACUAGUUCAACACGAAGAGUUUGCGUUGUAGAGGUUUUGGAGUAAAGCAAUGAAGUGGUAAAGCACAUGACUUGUGCUUUAAGAGUAGAUAUAGUAGAAAACAAGGCCUCUUUCUUCUUCAUCUACUUUUGGAGUAAAGCCAUGCCAAUUAAACCCCAUAUUUAAUAUUAGUAUUCAUAUAAAUUCAAACUCAAAACCAUAUCAUCUCUGCAAAUAUAUCUCAUUAAAGGGGGAGUGUUUUGAUUGAUGCAUAUGAUGGAUAAGCUCUUUAUUAUUUCCCUUAUUGGUCUGUUAACGCUAACUGCUUAUGGAGCUGCAGCGAAAAUGGUGUACACCGAUCUCGACAUCCUCAAGAAGCUUGAGAACUUUGACAUACCGGAGGAUGAUGAUGCUGAUGACGAUUAUGAUACAAAGCUCUCUGAUUUGGCUUCAUUUACAAGCCGGGGCUCUGGUAAGAAUCUGGUGAAUGUGGAUACAUUUGGUGCAGCUGGAGAUGGAGUUUCUGAUGAUACUCAGGCAUUCAUAAGCGCAUGGAAGCAGGCCUGCGGUACUCCAAAGUCUGUGUUGCUUGUACCACAAGGAAGAAGUUAUUUAGUAAAUGCAACAAAGUUCAAUGGUCCUUGUGAACGAAAAUUGAUCAUUCAGAUUGAUGGAACAAUAGUGGCACCAGAGGAGCCCAACAACUGGGACCCAAAGUUCCAAAGGAUUUGGCUAGAGUUUUCGAAGCUCAAAGGGGUUGUGUUCCAAGGGAAUGGAGUUAUAGAUGGUUCUGGCAGCAAAUGGUGGGCUGCUUCUUGCAAGAAAAACAAGUCUAAUCCGUGCAAAAGUGCACCAACGGCCUUUACUAUUGAGUCUAGUUCAGGUGUGAAAGUACGUGGCUUGACGAUCCAGAACAGCCAGCAGAUGAACUUCAUCAUUGCAAGAUCAACUUCAGUACGUGUCUACAAAGUUAUGGUCUCAUCUCCAGGAGAUAGUCCCAACACUGAUGGUAUCCACAUCACUGGUUCUACCAAUGUUGUCCUUCAAGACUGUAAAAUCGGCACAGGGGAUGAUUGUGUCUCGAUUGUGAAUGCGAGUUCUAAUAUAAAGAUGAAGAGGAUCUAUUGUGGACCUGGACAUGGAAUCAGCAUUGGGAGUCUUGGGAAUCAUAACUCAACAGGGAUUGUAACAAAGGUUGUGUUGGACACUGCUUUCUUGAAAGAAACAACCAAUGGACUCAGGAUCAAAACAUAUCAGGGAGGUUCUGGUUACGUUAAAGGUGUUAGAUUCUCAAACGUUGUGAUGCAAGAUGUCUCUAACCCUAUACUCAUUGAUCAGUUCUACUGCGAUAAUCCAACAUCUUGUCAAAACCAGACCUCGGCGGUUAAAAUAAGUCAGAUAAUGUACCGGAACAUAACCGGGACAACCAAAAGUGAGAAAGCCAUCAAGUUUGCAUGCAGCGACGCGGUCCCUUGCAGCCACAUUGUCCUCAACAAUGUGAAUCUUGAAGGCAAAGACGGUCAAGUCGAAGCCUAUUGUAACUCAGCUGAAGGUUUCGGGUAUGGAGUGAUUCAUCCGUCUGCGGAUUGUCUGUACUCGCACGACGAUAAGUGCUUGGACCAGAGUGACAAGUCAGGACAUGUUUUGGUAACUGAGGAAGCUGAGACUGGCCAUGACGAGCUCUGAUUGGUUGUGAUGUUUUAAGUGUUGUAGUGAGGGAUGGAUGAUAUGUGUAGUAUAGUUUUCUGAAGCAUAUGAUAUAGUCUGAGGAUGAUAUGUGUAAUAUAAUUUUCAGAAGCAUAUAAUAUAUAGUUUUAUGAAGACACU